This is a messenger RNA of Grosmannia clavigera kw1407, 699 nucleotides long. RefSeq names its product Ras small monomeric GTPase. Gene Ontology annotation, cellular component: plasma membrane. The transcript has 2 exons. Lineage: Eukaryota; Fungi; Ascomycota; Sordariomycetes; Ophiostomatales; Ophiostomataceae. Bases 1 to 699 code for a protein of 232 amino acids. The record is from RefSeq and is a predicted model, not a curated record. Gene Ontology annotation, molecular function: GDP binding; GTPase activity; GTP binding. Gene Ontology annotation, biological process: signal transduction.
AUGGCGAGCAAGAUGGUGCUGUACAAGUUGGUGGUGCUUGGUGACGGUGGUGUGGGGAAAACAGCUUUGACAAUCCAAUUGUGCUUGCAGCACUUCGUCGAGACGUACGACCCGACCAUCGAAGACUCGUACCGCAAACAGGUCGUCAUAGAUAACCAGGCUUGCAUGCUAGAAGUAUUGGACACGGCAGGCCAGGAGGAGUACACAGCUUUGCGCGACCAGUGGAUUCGAGACGGAGAGGGCUUUGUCCUAGUCUACAGCAUCUCAUCACGGUCGUCUUUUUCCCGCAUCAAACGGUUCCACCAUCAGAUCCAACGAGUGAAAGAGUCCACGGCCUCGUCGCCAUCAUUCCCUGGUUCGCCACUGUCCGCCAUGAACCCGCAGGCACCCGUGCCUGUCAUGCUGGUUGGCAAUAAGAGCGAUCGUGUGACCGAACGCGAAGUUUCGACGCAGGAAGGUCAUGCCCUCGCUCGCGAACUGGGCUGUGAGUUUGUUGAAGCAUCAGCUAAGAACUGCAUCAAUGUGGAGAAGGCCUUUUACGAUGUUGUGCGCAUCUUGCGCCAGCAGCGCCAACAGGCCGCGCGCCCACCACCUCCUACUGGUAGCAACCGCCGACCGCAAGGUAGCGAGAGCAGCUCUCGGCGGUCUGACUCGGACCGUUACCGAAGAAAACCCGGCAACCGGUGUGUCAUCUUAUAA